Molecule: messenger RNA, 5378 nt
Organism: Melitaea cinxia (Glanville fritillary)
Lineage: Eukaryota; Metazoa; Arthropoda; Insecta; Lepidoptera; Nymphalidae
Product: ATP-binding cassette subfamily C member 4-like
Exons: 27
Coding region: 365-4570 (1401 amino acids)
Biological process (GO): monoatomic ion transport; transmembrane transport
Cellular component (GO): membrane
Molecular function (GO): ATP hydrolysis activity; ATP binding; ABC-type transporter activity
Source: RefSeq, a predicted model, not a curated record
UAUAAAAAAUUGGUUCGUUGUGCCAGGUGCUGCAAAUGUCAUUUUAGUAGUACUUUUUCUGUAGUGGUGAAUAGGUUAUUUUAACGGUGCAAAUGUUUUCGAUUUGUAAUAAAUUUCAUACUAAAUAGCGUUUUUUAUACGGAUUUUUUUUUUUAUACAUUUUAUACACAUAUUAUCAUAAAUAUUUUUUGUGAGCAACAAAUAACUAUAUCGUUAACAGUUACUUUAUUAAUUCUAAGGGUAGAAAUAAAAUAAAUUGGCACAGACUGAGACUCGUGUUAUUCGAAGUGGCGCCAUGCAAUUGUUUAGAUUUUAAUCAACAUAGUUUCCCCUUACAAACAGAAACACAAAUUAAAAUAAAGUAAUGGAAUCAACCAAAAAAAAGGGACGUCCACCACAUCCACGAGCUAAAGCAAAUCCACUUUCUGCACUGACUUUUGCAUGGACAUUACCAAUAUUUUGGAGUGGUCUUAAGAAGGAAAUUGAGGAAUAUGAUUUGUAUGAACCCUUAGAAGAACAUGCUUCAGGUCCACUUGGAGACAAGUUCGCUCGUCUAUGGGAAGAGGAAGUGGAGCGUGCGCAAGGAAAACGCACUCCAAGCCUCCUUAGAGUUAUAUUAAAAGCGUAUGCCGCGCGAUGCAUGCUCUACGGAUUCGUCCUCUUUUUCAUGGAAUGCGGUAUUCGAAUAGCGCAACCAAUUUUCCUCGGAUGGCUUGUGGAGUACUACAGUCCGGAUCAGAAUACGGUUAAGCCAACGGAAGCCUAUCUCUACGCGGGUGCAGUCGUCCUAUGUUCAGCGCUCAAUGUCUUUGUGGUACAUCCAUACAUGAUGGCUAUUCUUCACAUGGGCAUGAAGUUCAGAGUUGCUUGCUGUUCUCUUAUAUAUAGAAAGUCUCUACGACUCUCGAAGACCGCGCUCGGUGAAACCACAGUCGGUCAGGUGGUGAACCUGCUAUCUAAUGACGUGAACCGUUUCGAUGUGGCCGUCAUCUUCGUCCACUACCUCUGGAUUGGUCCACUGGCGACGGUCAUUAUAACUUUCUUCAUGUGGUGCGAGAUCAACUGGGCUGCGGUCGUCGGUGUCGGGGUCAUGCUUGCCUUCAUACCUUUACAAGCAUAUUUAGGAAAGCGUACAUCGGUUCUUCGGUUGAAGACAGCAUUACGAACAGACGAGCGUGUGAGACUCAUGAACGAAAUCCUAUCCGGUAUUCAGGUUAUCAAGAUGUACACCUGGGAGAAGCCGUUCGCAGAUUUAGUGGCUAAAGCUAGGAAGCAAGAAAUAAAGCAGAUACGCGCUACUUCGUACAUCCGGGGUGUUCUGACAUCAUUCAUAAUGUUCACCACCCGGAUAUGUCUGUUCUGCUCGAUCCUCGCGUACGUGCUCGAGAACAACGUGAUCAGCGCCAAGCAGGUCUUCGUGGUCACCAGCUUCUACAACAUACUGAGGCAAACUAUGACUGUUUUCUUCCCGCAAGGUAUAGCUCAAGUAGCAGAAGCUACAAUAUCAAUCAGACGUUUACAAAGCUUCAUGCUGUACGAAGAUACAAGCAAACCGGUGCCGGGCCUGGCGGAUAUUAUAACGUCCGCAAAGAAGAAAAGAAAAGACUUAAAAGAGGAAAAGGACUUAAAGGAAGAGAAGAGAGAUUCAGCUACUUCUGUUAAAGAGGCAUUAGAGUCUAAAGAAGAUAUGCCACAAUAUGACCAAGAUGUUAAGAAAGAUGACAUUUUAAAAAACGCACCGUUAGAAUCAGGAGAAGAUGACGACGAGGAGUUAGAGCGGAGAGUGGAGGAGGACGCGCGGGGAGUUCGUCUCAAACACGCCACCGCCAAGUGGAUAGUUUCGCAUUCUGAGAACACGCUCACUGACUUAUCUCUGACCAUCAAACCUGGGAAAUUAAUAGCAGUAAUCGGUCCAGUGGGAGCUGGAAAGUCUUCGUUGUUACAUGUAUUGCUCAAAGAAUUACCACUGCAAUCCGGCAGUGUUCAUAUUGGGGGCACUAUUUCGUAUGCCAGCCAAGAGCCAUGGUUAUUUGCAGGCAGCGUGCGCCAGAACAUCCUGUUCGGGCAGCCCAUGGACCGGCCGCGCUACAACGCCGUGGUGCGGCGCUGCGCGCUCGACCGCGACUUCUCGCUGCUGCCGCACGGCGACAAGACCGUGGUCGGGGAGCGCGGCGUCAGCCUCAGCGGAGGCCAGCGCGCUCGCAUUUCCCUGGCGCGCGCGGUGUACAAGCGCGCCGACAUCUACCUGCUGGACGACCCGCUGUCGGCCGUGGACGCGCACGUGGGCCGCCACCUGUUCGAGUCGUGCGUGGUGGGCUACCUGCGGAACACCACGCGCGUGCUCGUCACGCACCAGCUGCAGUUCCUCAGGGACGUCGAACAGAUAAUUAUAUUGAAAAACGGCUCGAUAGCAGCGGCGGGUGACUUUGAAACGCUAAGCGCUUCCGGUCUUGACUUCGCCACGUUACUAGCGCGAGACGAACAAGAGGAAGAGAAACCCGCUGCCGAGGAAAAAACUACUGCGGACACUGAGGAGUCAGUGCUGCAAGGAAGUUUUAGGAAACGGCAGAUGAGCAUACAUUCUGUAAGCUCUGUGGACAACUUAACGGCUACAGCGCCACCAGAGGGCGGGAGAGAAGAGGCGGAGAUGCGUUCAGCGGGCGCGGUGUCGGGGAAGGUGUACGGGGCCUACUUGCGGGCCAGCGGACACCCGGUGGUCGUCACGCUCAUGGUGAUGGUGGCUGUGCUGGCGCAGUUGCUGGGCUCGGGCUCCGACUGGUGGACUAGCUACUGGGUUAACCAAGAAGAAGAUCAUCCAAGAUCAGUAAUAGAAAGAUUAGAUUCGAGCAACUUGUCUGACCCGACACAGUUUUCAGCCAACUUCACGAGAAGCUUACCAGAAAAUGCACAAUUUAAGUCUGGUCUGACUAGAUAUGAAUGUAUUUACAUAUAUACCAUAAUGGUGGUGGCGCUGGUGGCGGUGUCGCUGCUGCGCUCGUUCCUGUUCUUCUCGCUGGCCAUGCGCGCGUCCACGCGCCUGCACAACCGCAUGUUCGCGGCCAUCACGCGCGCGCCCAUGCGCUUCUUCCACUGCAACCCGUCCGGCCGCAUCCUCAACCGGUUCUCCAAGGACAUGGGCGCCGUCGACGAAGUUCUGCCGUCCGCCCUACUCGACGUAUUGCAGAUCGGGCUUUCAUUGAUCGGUAUCGUGGUGGUGGUGGCUGUAGUGAACUACUGGCUGUUGGUACCGACGCUCGCCAUCGGACUAGUGUUCUACGGGCUCCGUAUCUUUUACAUCGCGUCCAGCCGCAGUAUCAAGCGCCUCGAGGGUGUGACGCGAAGUCCCGUUUUCUCUCAUCUCAACGCGUCUCUUCAAGGCAUCACUACCAUACGAGCAUUCGGUGCUCAAGAGGCUCUUAUAAGGGAGUUUGAUAACCAUCAAGAUCUACAUAGCUCUGCUUGGUACCUAUUCAUUGCAAGCUCACGUGCUUUUGGUUUUUGGCUCGACCUCGUUUGUGUUGUCUAUAUUGCUGUGGUCACGCUAAGUUUCCUCGUGUUCGGAAAGGAAGAGUAUGGCGGUAAUGUGGGUCUGGCGAUCACGCAGGCGAUGGGCCUGACCGGCAUGUUCCAGUGGGGCAUGCGACAGUCCACCGAGCUGGAGAACCAGAUGACUAGUGUCGAGAGGAUAGAAGAAUAUUCACAAAUAGAAUCAGAACCGCCGUUAGAGUCAGAACCGAGUAAGAAACCUCCCCCGUCCUGGCCGGAGCAGGGCCGGCUGCAGUUCAGACACGUGUUCCUGUACUACACGCCCGAUGAGCCGCCCGUACUGAAGGACCUCUCUUUCGAUAUCAUGCCGAAGGAGAAAGUGGGGAUCGUCGGACGCACCGGAGCUGGGAAGUCUUCGCUCAUUAACGCACUCUUUAGACUAGCAACCAUCGAGGGCGAGAUAAUAAUCGACGGUCGCGAGACGUCGUCGCUGGGGCUGCACGAGCUGCGCAGCCAGGUGUCCAUCAUCCCGCAGGAGCCCGUGCUGUUCUCCGGCACCAUGCGCCACAACCUCGACCCCUUCGACGAGUACCCCGACCAGGUGCUGUGGCGCGCGCUCGAGGAGGUGGAGCUGAAGGAGGCGGUGAUGGAGCUGCCGGCGGGGCUGAGCUCGCGCAUGUCGGAGGGCGGCGGCAACUUCUCGGUGGGGCAGCGCCAGCUCGUGUGCCUGGCGCGCGCCAUCGUGCGCCGCAGCCGCCUGCUCGUGCUGGACGAGGCCACGGCCAACGUCGACCCGCAAACGGACGCAUUGAUCCAAGCAACGAUAAGAACGAAAUUCGCUGACUGCACUGUACUUACAAUUGCUCACAGAUUACAUACUGUCAUGGAUUCCGACAAGGUUCUGGUUAUGGACGCGGGGCAGAUGGUAGAGUUCGCGCACCCGCACGAGCUGCUGCAGCGUGACGGCGGCGUGCUGCGUGCCAUGGUGGAGCAGACCGGCCGCGCCAUGGCCGACACGCUGGCCCGGGUCGCGCUGCAGGCCUACAAAAAAAAGUACUCACAUGAAACAGAGGGAUCAGAUUAACGCUUUAAAGUUGUUAGAUAGACUAUUUACUUAAACUUCUUCGAAUAAUGAUUUUUAUGAGGUUUUAUUUGACAAAAAUAUAAUGCCAUGCUUAUCGAAAUCUCACAUAGUAAUUACAUAAUUUUAACUAAUGGUAAUUUAGAGGUUGUUUCAUGUUUUUUUUUUUUUUUUAAUUACUUGAGUUAAAACUACUUCUUUUAAAUUACUGUAGGUUAAUUUUAAUGGAUCUUAUUUUUGUUAUACAAUAGUAUGAUUGUAAUAAAUGUAUUUAUAUACCGAUGUGAGUUAACAGUACCUUUAUAAAGGAAAUUUUCGUGCUGUUAUAUUAUACUAUAAAUUAGACGAAUUGAAAUAUUGAGCUUAUCAUUGCUCGAAAUACAAUUGAGAAUGAAAUGUUCCUGAUAUGAUUAUUAUAUAUACCGUAUAAUUUAAUUUUAUAUUUAUAAGUGCAAGUACGGUUUGUGUACUUAAAUGUAAGCACGAUAAAUUAUAAUAGUUUGUUACUUAUUUUCAUUAUAAUUAUCAUCCUGUAAUCAUGUCUGUUACUUAUAUGAUGUACUUAGGAUAAUUUUGAAUUGUAAAUUUUUUUUGUGAUUUUUUGUUACCGUUUGUGAAAUAAGUUUUGAUCUGUAAUGAAACUCUUAAAUUAUUUUUAAUGUUUCGCAGAGUGAUUCGAAUGUUACUAAAGAGUAAUCGAGUGAUAUUGAAUUUAAUGUGUCUAGUGCCUGGCUACUUAGGAAAUUUAUUUUUAAUGAGAAUUUGUUAGAUUAUUAUAGCAACAAAAUACAAAUUUUAUAUUUGCUAAAAA